AUGAGCUCCCUUGCGACAAAGCAGCAGUCGCUUAAGAUCUUCGAGAAGUUGAAGACUAAGCCUGCGAACAAGAUCUGCUUCGACUGCGGCCAAAAGAACCCUACAUGGACCUCUGUCCCCUUUGGCAUCUACCUCUGCCUUGACUGCUCCUCCAACCACCGAAACCUUGGUGUCCACAUCUCCUUUGUGCGAUCAACGAACCUCGACCAGUGGCAAUGGGACCAGCUCCGAGUGAUGAAGGUUGGCGGCAAUGAGUCUGCUACCAAGUUCUUCCAGCAGAAUGGCGGCACCGCGGCGCUGAACAGCAAAGAUCCCAAGACCAAGUACCAAUCUAACGCCGCUACAAAGUACAAGGACGAGCUCAAGCGCCGUGCUGCGCGCGAUGCCCAAGAUUAUCCCACUGAAGUUGUGAUCACCGACGCUGUUGACGAUGGAUCCGCUACCCCUGCCGGCGAGCCUGACGACGAUUUCUUCUCCUCUUGGGAUAAGCCUGCCAUCAAGAGACCUACGCCUCCUGUCUCUCGCACCGGAACCCCCCCUGUUGUCGGCCGCACGCCUUCUCCCUUCUUGAACUCUGGUAACGGCAAGGAUAUCGCCCGUACAGCUUCGCCUCUUUCCCGAACCUCCACUGGCGAGAACAAGCCUGCAAGCCGAAUCACUACAUCUGCCGCUCUCCGCAAGACGCCCGCUUCCACUGGCCCCCGAAAGGCCAACGUCCUCGGUGCCAAGAAGACCACCAAGCUCGGCGCAAAGAAGGUCACCGCAGACAUCAUUGACUUUGAUGAGGCUGAGAGGAAGGCCAAGGAGGAGGCGGAUCGCAUUGCCAAGCUUGGCUAUGAUCCUGAUGCUGAGGAGGACCCUGCCACCAGGAACUCCGGAUCAGCUGCUGCCAUUAUCUCUCCCACUCCUGUUGCACCCAGCCGUGGAAGCGCCUCAUCGCAUACACGACAGAAGUCAGAUGCCGAGGUUGAGCGACUGGGUAUGGGUAUGAACCGUCUGGGUUUCGGGCAAGUUGGUGGUCCCAAGGCCGCCGCUUCUUCUGCCCCAAAGAGGAAUGCUGGAGGUUUUGGUUCCGUUGGCCCCGUUAGGGCUCAAGACGUUGAUGACUCUGAGCGAUACGCUCGUGAAAAGUUUGGCACCCAGAAGGGUAUCUCUUCCGAUGAGUUCUUCGGCAAGGGUGCUUUCGACCCCAGCCAACAGUCCGAAGCCAAGACCCGACUGCAAGGUUUCGAGGGUGCAACUGCCAUUUCUUCAAACGCCUACUUCGGACGACCAGAGGACGAGCCCGAGGAGGAGUACGGCGACCUCGAGUCUGCGGCCAAGGACUUUGUGCGCAAGUUUGGUAUCACAGCUGGUGACGAUCUUGAGAACCUCACACAAAUGGCUGGCGAGGUAUCAACUCGACUCCAGGGAGCCAUCCGUUCAUACCUUGGAAACUAA
Fusarium pseudograminearum CS3096 is the source of this 1440-nucleotide messenger RNA. RefSeq lists its product as uncharacterized. Gene Ontology annotation, biological process: COPI coating of Golgi vesicle. Lineage: Eukaryota; Fungi; Ascomycota; Sordariomycetes; Hypocreales; Nectriaceae. The coding region runs from base 1 to 1440 and encodes 479 amino acids. The record is from RefSeq and is a predicted model, not a curated record. Gene Ontology annotation, molecular function: GTPase activator activity. The transcript has 5 exons.